Papaver somniferum (opium poppy) is the source of this 390-nucleotide messenger RNA. RefSeq names its product 60S ribosomal protein L23A-like. The transcript is spliced from 3 exons. Bases 1 to 390 code for a protein of 129 amino acids. NCBI's taxonomy places the organism in Eukaryota, Viridiplantae, Streptophyta, Magnoliopsida, Ranunculales, Papaveraceae. Gene Ontology annotation, molecular function: structural constituent of ribosome. Gene Ontology annotation, biological process: translation; ribosomal large subunit assembly. Gene Ontology annotation, cellular component: ribosome; cytosolic large ribosomal subunit. The record is from RefSeq and is a predicted model, not a curated record.
AUGAACUAUUUUAAGUUUCUACUACUGGUGCUAGUGGUGACAGUUACUAAGAAGGCUGACCCCAAGGUGCUGGCUAACAAAGCUUCCAAGGCUGUCAAAGCUGGAGCAUCAACCAUUAAGAAGAAGGCUAAGAAUAUCUGCACAUCAGUCAUAUUUCACAGGCCAAAGACAUUGCAGAAGGCAAGGAAUCCCAAGUACCAAUAUAUUAGUGCACUACCAAGGAACAAGCUGGACCAUUACCAGAUCCUGAAAUACCCACUCACCACCGAGUCCGCAAUGAAGAAGAUUGAAGACUGCAAACCCGGUUUGCCUAAAAUGCCUCUUGCUACACCAUCAGUGUUCAGUUUCAUCCAUGGAUCAUCAGGUGGAUUGCAGGUGACGGAGAUCUAG